Molecule: messenger RNA, 737 nt
Organism: Mizuhopecten yessoensis (Yesso scallop)
Lineage: Eukaryota; Metazoa; Mollusca; Bivalvia; Pectinida; Pectinidae
Product: CCR4-NOT transcription complex subunit 2-like
Exons: 2
Biological process (GO): regulation of stem cell population maintenance; nuclear-transcribed mRNA poly(A) tail shortening
Cellular component (GO): CCR4-NOT core complex; P-body
Source: RefSeq, a predicted model, not a curated record
CCAACAAGUGUAGCAACAGGCACAUAUGAGCAGGCUGUCAGUAAGGAUGGAAAGUUUCCAGGUGACAAGUCUAACAAUGCCCAAUCAAAGCGGGGGAUACAGACACACCCAGAUGGUACAGUGUCAAAUAUACCCACCGGCAUGGUAACUGACCAGUUCGGCAUCGUAGGACUGUUAACUUUCAUCCGUGCAGCAGAAAACGACCCAAAUUUAGUGGCACUAGCACCUGGCAUCGACUUGACGACAUUGGGUUUAAAUCUCAACUCACCCGAGUAAGUUGUUAUCAUUUGUGUAUCUUGUUUAAUAAUAAAUUUCUGUUUUAAUAUUUUAAAAAUAUAUGACCUAUCAAUCAAUGGUCCAGGAUGCCUAGCAGCUCAAAAUCUGUUCAGGAUAUCAUGCUUUGUUUUUGACAUUUCCAGUGACCUGAACAUUGUAGUUAGCAGCUUAAGGGUCUGGAGUUUAAAAUGCUUGGAUUCCCAGGAAAAUUUUAAAUUAGAAAAUGGUAAACAUAUCCAUCAAGCCAUUUAUUGGAUGAUGGUUCCUCCAGAUUGAGGAGUAGAUGGGUUAAUGAGAUAACAUAAAUAAUGCUUUUUGCUGCAUUGGCAAAUUAAAAGGUUCAAAACUUCUGAUUAAGACACUUACCGUAGUCUGAGUGUAAAAUUGGGAUUUUAAAAAUAUUAUACUGUAUAUUUGUGUUGUUACUCAUGGUGUGGAAAAUUUUACAACGGCAAUCAAUG